Messenger RNA from Hydra vulgaris (swiftwater hydra), 1821 nucleotides. Its product is annotated as zinc finger MYM-type protein 1-like. Lineage: Eukaryota; Metazoa; Cnidaria; Hydrozoa; Anthoathecata; Hydridae. The record is from RefSeq and is a predicted model, not a curated record.
AUGGACCGUGGUAAGAGACAGCGCUUGUCUGGGUCACAAUACAAGAAAAUUAGGCUUCAACGUGAAGCAAAUUCUGCCAAGCAGAAGAAUGCUUUGUUGCACUUUUUGAGCAGGUCAUCAAGCGAAAAAGCACUGGCACCUAUAGUAGCUUCAACUUCAAACCAAAAUGAAGUUGAAAUUGAAAUCGAAAGCGGUGUAGAAAUAGAAUAUGCGGAUAGUGUUAGUGUUAAUGAAUAUAGAAAUUCUGGAAAUGAUGAUACUGCUAAAGAACCAGAAAAUGUUGAUGAAGUGGAAUUUAUCUCCAAUUUAAGUGAAGUUGUUGUACAGAACGUCGAUGAUAUAGGACAAAAUGAAAACAAUGAAGAUCAAAGUGGUGAAGACCCCAAAACCAAUAAAGAUUUGCCUCUUAAUUUUAAUGAUCCGGCAAAAUGGCCUGUAAUAGAUGGUAAAUUUAAAGCAUUGCUGAUGAAGUAUGGUCCAAUUCAAAAAUUGCCGUCUUUAUUUCCCGAAGAUGAACAAGGUAGAAAAUUUUCAAGCUUUCAUUUUUAUCGCCGAAUGUCUAAUGGCGAUAAAAUUAAACGCACUUGGUUGGUGUACUCCAUUACGAAAGACACUGAAUUUUGCUUUUGCUGUAAGAUAUUUAGUCCGAAUAAAUUCUCCCUGUCAUCACAUGACGGCUGCCGAGAUUGGAAAAAUAUUUCUGUUAUUAUUAAACGACAUGAAACAUCAAGUGGCCACACUACUGCAUAUCUAAAUUGGAGAGAUCUGGAGGUGAGACUUAAAUCAGGGGCUACGAUUGAUCACAUUAAUCAGAAAAUAAUUCAAUCUGAAACUCAACAUUGGCGACAAGUUCUUGCAAGAAUAAUAACGUUAAUUAGAACUCUUGCUGGACAAAAUCUAGCAUUAAGAGGAACAUGUGAAAAGCUUUUCGAACCGAAUAACGGAAAUUUUCUUAAAUUUAUUGAAUUCUUAGGAAAUUAUGAUCCUAAUAUGAGUAAACAUAUUCAACGAAUAACAACAAGUGAAAUUCACACCACCUAUCUCGGAAAAACUAUUCAAAAUGAAAUCGUUGAAUUGCUUGCUAAUAAAAUCAAAAAUGACAUCUUAGCAAAACUAGAGCGAGCAAAGUACUACUCACUUAUUUUAGACUGUACCCCCGAUAUAAGCCACAUGGAGCAGAUGACAGUUGUUUUUAGGUUUGUCAGUGCAACUGAAUUAUCUUCGGAAAAACCAGCUGAAGUCGUAGUUUCUGAACAUUUCGUAACUUUUCUUGAAUUACAAGACACAACGGGAGCAAAUAUGACAAACGUUGUUAUCGAUAAGUUGCAGGAAUUAGGCGUAAAUCUUGAUGACAUGAGGGGACAAGGGUACGAUAAUGGAGCCAACAUGCGCGGAAAAUAUAAUGGUGUGCAAGCCAGAAUUCGUCAACUAAAUCCUCGAGCUUUUUUCGUUCCUUGUAGUGCCCACUCGCUCAACUUGGUAUUGAACGAUGCAGCUAAUUGUUGUAUGGAGGCUGUCGCAUUCUUUAAUUUAAUUCAAGGCAUUUAUAACUUUUUCUCAGCAUCAACUCACCGUUGGAGUAUAUUAUUAAACCACCUAAGCGAUCUGACUACAAAACCGUUAAGUGCCACUCGUUGGGAAAGCAGGGUCGGUGCCGUACGGGCAUUUCGAUUUCAGAUUAGUGGAGUUUACGAUGCACUAAUUGAAAUCGCAGAAGACAAUACAUUAAGUACUGCAUCACAAGUCAAGAGUCGCGCAGAGGCUAAGGGAAUAGCCAGAAAUAUUUCAAAUUUCAAAUUUGUUUGCUCCUUGGUAUUGUAA